Trichechus manatus latirostris (Florida manatee) is the source of this 321-nucleotide messenger RNA. It is a transcript of the gene INS, whose product is annotated as insulin. NCBI's taxonomy places the organism in Eukaryota, Metazoa, Chordata, Mammalia, Sirenia, Trichechidae. Gene Ontology annotation, molecular function: hormone activity. Gene Ontology annotation, cellular component: extracellular region. Gene Ontology annotation, biological process: glucose homeostasis; positive regulation of protein secretion. Bases 1 to 321 code for a protein of 106 amino acids. The transcript is spliced from 2 exons. The record is from RefSeq and is a predicted model, not a curated record.
AUGGCCCUGUGGACACGCCUCCUGCCGCUUCUGGCUCUGCUGGCCGUAGGAGCACCGCCCCCUGCCAGGGCCUUCGUCAACCAGCACCUGUGUGGCUCCCACCUGGUGGAGGCACUGUACCUGGUGUGCGGGGAGCGGGGCUUCUUCUACACCCCCAAGACCCGCCGGGAGCUGGAAGACCCGCAAGUGGGGAAGGUGGAGCCGGGCGCAGGCGGCCGGCAGCCCUUCCCCGCCGAGGUGCCCAGGGAGAAGCGUGGCAUCGUGGAGCAAUGCUGCACUGGAGUCUGCUCGCUCUACCAGCUGGAGAACUACUGUAACUAG